AUGCUCUCCGACAAUGACGGAAAGAAAUCCAGCACAAGCGACAGGGCUGCCGAUUUUGCUGAGGGCCAAGUAGAGGAUCGGAGCAGGCCGAGCCAUGAAGUCUUACACAGGAUUUACAAUAUUUGGACUGCAUCCGCAUAUCAGGUUUUGAUGAUGGCCAGCUGGACUUGCAAUAUCGUUCUCUACAGCACCGUAACUGAUCUCGGUGGUCCAAUGAUGUUGAUCUAUUCAACCAUCUUUGUUACUAUCGGUCAAUGUCUGAUGAUGAGUUCCCUGGCCGAGAUGUGUGCCGUUUGGCCCUACGCUGGUGGCCAACACACUCGCCGCUUCUUAUCCUACGCUAUCGGUUGGGUCAUUUUCUUUGGCGAAAUCGCCACUUCGGCUGGCUGUGCCAUGAACAAUGCGCAGAUUAUUGGCUCGUUGAUUCAGUUGAGCCACCCUGAAUUUGAAUUGACGAGAUACAGGACGUGGCUGCUUUACAUCGCAACCCUGAUCCCCGCUGGCUUUUUUUCCUUGUCCCAAAAACAUCUACCGUGGAUUGCCGUUGUAGGAGGUUUCAUAACUUUUGGCGGAGGCAUAGCGUGGGCGGCAACCUUCUUGGCGCUGUCGCCGAAGCAGACCGCCAGCUUCGUCUUCACGCAAUUCAUGAACCAGUCUGGAUACACAAGCACUGGCUGGGUCGUGAUAAUGAGCUUUUAUACCCCGGUUUACGCCCUCUAUGGCACCGACGGCAUCCUUCACAUAGCCGAAGAGAUUAAAGAUGCGCCGAAAACGGCUCCGAGAGCCAUGGUAUGGUCCAUGAUAUUCAGCGGCCUUACCUCAUUCCUAUGUGCUAUAGUCAUGUCGUUCUGUUAUGGGAAUUGGGAAGUAUACAUGCAGUCCGAUCUGCCCUUUGUGUCAUGGUUCAUUGACACCCUUCGUGGUGUAACCGGCGGCACAGCCUUCCUGGUCGCCAUAAUCGUGCUCCCCAAUUUCCUUAUUGUUAUCGGCAUCAACACUGCAUCAUCUCGGCUUGUCUGGAGCAUGGCACGCGACAACGCAUUGCCCCUCUCGAAAUCGUUCGCGAAAAUCAACCAGACACUCCAGACUCCACUCAACGCCAUUCUUCUCUUCAUUUCACUCGAAAUAGUCAUAGGUGUCAUUGUUUUUGUCAGCGAUUACGCCUUUCAGGUAAUCGUCAGCUUCGGCGGAGUUGCUAUGCAGAUGAGCUACCUAAUUCCAGUGCUUUUGCUGCUCUGGCGCGGUCGGUCUGCUCUUCCUUUGCAAAGGGCAUUUACUCUUGGGCGCUUCGGCCUUGGUAUCAACAUCGCGGCAGCUUGCUGGUCAUCCCUUAUCAUCGUAAUGCUCUUCUUCCCUCUUUACGCCCCAGUGAACGCCAGUAAUCUUUUCGAUAUGAACUGGGCCAUUGCGAUGGUAGGAGGCAUUAUUGUUUUGGUUUCGGUGGAUUGGGUAGUGCGUGGACGAUUUUGCUACACUAUCUCUGAAGAGUAA
Messenger RNA from Lasiodiplodia theobromae, 1491 nucleotides. RefSeq names its product Amino acid permease. Gene Ontology annotation, molecular function: transmembrane transporter activity. Gene Ontology annotation, biological process: transmembrane transport. Lineage: Eukaryota; Fungi; Ascomycota; Dothideomycetes; Botryosphaeriales; Botryosphaeriaceae. The transcript has 12 exons. The record is from RefSeq and is a predicted model, not a curated record. Gene Ontology annotation, cellular component: membrane. Bases 1 to 1491 code for a protein of 496 amino acids.